Molecule: messenger RNA, 1715 nt
Organism: Tachysurus vachellii
Lineage: Eukaryota; Metazoa; Chordata; Actinopteri; Siluriformes; Bagridae
Gene: mrps22
Product: mitochondrial ribosomal protein S22
Exons: 8
Coding region: 39-1037 (332 amino acids)
Cellular component (GO): mitochondrial small ribosomal subunit
Molecular function (GO): structural constituent of ribosome
Source: RefSeq, a predicted model, not a curated record
UCACAGCCACAGAGGAGGAAGAAGAAGAAGGUGGCAACAUGGCGGCGCUCAGUGCUGCACUGCUUGUGUUUCGUCAUGGACUAAAAACAGCGGAUCCUAAAACUGUGUUAGGGCUUAAAAUGUUGUCCUCUAGUGUAUCAGCAGGGAAAAACACUGACCAGGUCACAAAAGCUCAGUUCACAGAUGCUGAAGUUCAGGACAUUUUGAAGAGAAUCACAGGUUUGGAUUUGAAUAAAGUUUUCCGUCCAAUUAAACAGGAGCUUAAACCACCAAAGUAUAAACUUCUGACUGAUGCUCAGCUAAAGGAGGCAGUGAAGAAGGCAGAGGAAGAGGCCCAGAGGUUGCUGCAGAUGCCUCCAGUUUUACCAGAAAGACAACCCAUCAGUGAUGUCCUGUGUGAGGAUGAGAUACUGGAGGGAAUGGACACGGCCAAAUACGUCUUCACAGACAUCACCUACAACAUCCCACACCGAGAGCGGUUUAUUGUUGUGAGAGAGCCGAGUGGGGUGCUGCGCAAAGCAUCAUGGGAAGAAAGAGACCGGCUCAUACAGGUUUAUUUCCCCAGGGAGGGUCGUAAGCUCACAGCACCACCUAUCUUUAAAGAAGAAAACCUCAAGGUUGUUUUUGGGCAAAACAGACACGAGGAGGUUCUGAACUACUGCCUGGUCCAGUUUGAACCCGACUCUGCAGAUUUCAAGCGGGUACACACACUGACCUACGAGGACAUCGAGCAACACGGGAAAUAUGAGCUCCUCAGAUCCACCUGUUUAUUUGGAGGUCUUGUGUGGUUCCUUGUCAGCAGCCGCAGAAUAGACGGACUGUUGCUGGACAUGCUGCAGAGAGAGCGGCUGCAGGAUGCAGUGGAUUUAGUGCAGCUGUUUAAACUGAUUCAUCCUCAGAGUGAUGUAGCGUUAAAGAGCAAACAAGCCACAGGCAUCGACCUGCUCAAGGUUUAUGCUGAUUGUGAGUCUCAGAAGCCUGCGAUCAAGUUGGCUUUGCAGUCAUAUGAACAGGUGACGGCAGCGAACUCGGUUUAAACUGAAACUGUACGAGAGUUCGGCGUCACGUCAGACAACACUGUAUUAUAAAAUAAAAGAUUUUGUAAGACUGAAACUGGAUAUUAACUAUUGUUCUUGUGUAACACCGUUAAUAAAUCAUCUGUGUACAUUGUGUCAUUCUGACUGUAUGGAAAUGAGAUCAAAGAUGCCUUGAAAAUCUUUUCUUAUGAUAAAUAUCAUUUGUAAGAUUAUUCAGUACUCAGGUUUUACUCAUUUUAUCCUUAUUGUCAUUCUUUUGGCAGAUAAUUGAGCUUUUUUAUGAAAUAAAUUCGUAAAAAUAAUUCAAGCUGUAAAUCAGUAACAGAUGACUAGAGAUAAGUUUCAUUUAUUUUACCUUUAUUCAAUCUGACCUCAUUUCAGCUGCUCAGUUUUUUGGCCAUUUUUACUAAUUUCAAGCUAGAAAUUAUUUUAAGGGUUUCUUUUUUGUGUGUAUUUUCUGUUAAAAGAAUAAUAAACCUUUGGUAUAUAUUAAUAUUAUAUAGGAUCACAUUAUUUACAUUUAAAAAAAAAUUUUGUAUUAAAAUGAUUUACUUGAUCAGGUUUCUAUAAAAGUCAAAUCUAUGUGUAGUUAAGAUGUAAUUCACUAUUUGUUAUUAAUUCAUGUUAUGGCUUUAGACUGAACACAAUAAAUCCUCUGAUCCAGGUUGUAUUUAUUGA